Ipomoea nil (Japanese morning glory) is the source of this 1182-nucleotide messenger RNA. The record is from the annotation of a RefSeq genome assembly. NCBI's taxonomy places the organism in Eukaryota, Viridiplantae, Streptophyta, Magnoliopsida, Solanales, Convolvulaceae.
AUGACUGCACCAGCUACAAGAAAAGACCUCAUGAUAGUCAAUAUGGGUCCUCACCACCCAUCAAUGCAUGGUGUUCUUCGACUUAUUCUUACUCUCGAUGGUGAAGAUGUUAUUGACUGCGAACCAAUAUUGGGUUAUUUACACAGAGGGAUGGAGAAAAUUGCGGAAAACCGAACAAUUAUACAAUAUUUGCCCUAUGUCACACGUUGGGAUUAUUUAGCUACUAUGUUUACAGAAGCAAUAACCGUAAAUGGACCUGAACGAUUGAGCAAUAUUCAAGUACCUAAAAGAGCUAGCUAUAUCAGAGUCAUUAUGUUGGAGUUAAGUCGUAUAGCUUCCCAUUUGUUAUGGCUCGGUCCAUUUAUGGCGGAUAUUGGGGCGCAGACUCCUUUCUUCUAUAUUUUUCGAGAAAGAGAGUUGAUAUAUGACCUAUUCGAAGCUGCCACCGGUAUGCGAAUGAUGCAUAAUUUUUUUCGUAUCGGGGGAGUAGCUGCUGAUCUACCCCAUGGCUGGAUAGAUAAAUGUUUGGAUUUUUGCAAUUAUUUUUUAACAGGGGUUGCUGAAUAUCAAAAACUUAUUACACAGAAUCCCAUUUUUUUAGAACGAGUUGAAGGUAUAGGCACUAUUAGGGCAGAAGAAGCACUCAAUUGGGGUUUAUCCGGACCAAUGCUACGAGCUUCGGGAAUCGAAUGGGAUCUUCGUAAAAUCGAUCAGUAUGAGUGUUACGACGAAUUUGCUUGGGAGGUUCAAUGGCAAAAAGAGGGGGAUUCUUUAGCUCGUUAUUUAGUAAGAAUCGGCGAAAUGGAAGAAUCCAUAAAAAUGAUUCAACAGGCCCUGGAAGGAAUUCCGGGGGGGCCUUAUGAGAAUUUAGAAAUCCGACGUUUUGAUAGAGUAAAACAUCCCCAAUGGAAUGAUUUUGAAUACCGAUUCAUUGCUAAAAAAACCUCUCCUAUUUUUGAAUUAUCGAAGCAAGAACUUUAUGUGAGAGUCGAAGCUCCAAAGGGAGAAUUGGGAAUUUUUCUGAUAGGAGAUCAGAGCGUUUUUCCUUGGAGAUGGAAAAUUCGUCCACCGGGUUUGAUCAAUUUGCAAAUUCUUCCUCAGGUGGUUAAAAGAAUGAAAUUGGCUGAUAUUAUGACGAUACUAGGUAGCAUAGAUAUCAUUAUGGGGGAAGUUGAUCGUUGA